UCACGUGACCUGCAUGUCCUUGGUUUGGCCGUCUUUGACAUGUGAGCAACAGAAACAUGUCUUUCCCCAAAAAAACUGGUGGCAAAGCGUUGAGCGCUUUGCAGAAUCUGCCCCGGAUAACUUUAGCAAACUUGCGGCCUGAACCGGGAGCUACAAAGCCGGUGACGCGGCGGGGUAGAGGACAGCAUGGUGGCAACAGGAGCGGCCGAGGACACAAAGGAGAGCGACAGAGAGGCACCCGGCCUCGGCUGGGAUUCGAAGGGGGUCAGACUCCGUUUUAUCUCGCAAUCCCUAAAUAUGGCUACAAUGAAGGACACAGCCGGCGGCCACAGUACCAGCCUCUGUCAUUGAAACGGCUGCAGUACCUGAUUGAUCUGGGCCGAGUCGACCCGACCCGGCCCAUAGACCUGACCCAGCUGGUCAACGCCAGAGGAGUGACGGUCCAGCCUCUGAAGAGGGACUAUGGAGUCCAGCUCGUUGAGGAGGGUGCCGACAUUUUUGCCGCAAAAAUCAACAUUGAGGUUCAGAGAGCUUCUGAAGGAGUCGUAGCUGCUAUUGAGAAGAACGGAGGGGUCAUCACUACCAGUUUCUAUGAUCCUAUAAGUCUUGGGAUCGUCAUCAAGCCCGUCCCGUUCUUCUUACGCGGGCAGCCCAUCCCAAAGCGAAUGUUACCCGGGGAGGACAUGGUCCCGUAUUACAGAGAUGCUGAAAACCGGGGUUACUUGGCAGACCCGGAGAAAAUCCAGCAGGCCCGGCUCGCCCUGGCACAGAAGUAUGGAUAUAUUUUGCCAGACAUUUCAAAGGAUGAACUGUAUCACAUGCUCUCCAUGAGGAAGGAUGUUCGACAGAUCUUCUUUGGCCUCUCUCCAGGGUGGGUCGUUAGCAUGCCAGAGAAGAAGAUCCUGAAACCAACUGAUGAGAAGCUCCUGAAAUAUUACAGGUCAUAGGCGGGAGAUGUAAAAUAUAUCUUUAUGUACAGUAUCUCAUGGAAAAAAUCUGAUUUUUGGAUGAUAGUCUUGGACAUGUUUUCUGUUUAUAUUAAAAACUGUUUAAGAA
Messenger RNA from Anarrhichthys ocellatus (wolf-eel), 1056 nucleotides. It is a transcript of the gene mrpl15, whose product is annotated as mitochondrial ribosomal protein L15. Lineage: Eukaryota; Metazoa; Chordata; Actinopteri; Perciformes; Anarhichadidae. Bases 57 to 947 code for a protein of 296 amino acids. Gene Ontology annotation, molecular function: structural constituent of ribosome. The transcript has 5 exons. Gene Ontology annotation, cellular component: mitochondrial large ribosomal subunit. The record is from RefSeq and is a predicted model, not a curated record. Gene Ontology annotation, biological process: translation.